Messenger RNA from Ipomoea triloba (trilobed morning glory), 2961 nucleotides. Its product is annotated as periodic tryptophan protein 2. Bases 65 to 2746 code for a protein of 893 amino acids. Gene Ontology annotation, cellular component: small-subunit processome; Pwp2p-containing subcomplex of 90S preribosome. Gene Ontology annotation, molecular function: protein binding. Gene Ontology annotation, biological process: maturation of SSU-rRNA from tricistronic rRNA transcript (SSU-rRNA, 5.8S rRNA, LSU-rRNA); ribosomal small subunit assembly. The transcript has 7 exons. The record is from RefSeq and is a predicted model, not a curated record. NCBI's taxonomy places the organism in Eukaryota, Viridiplantae, Streptophyta, Magnoliopsida, Solanales, Convolvulaceae.
GCUGCUCAAUCCUCCAAGGUUUAGCAGCCCCCUCUGUGUUCCUCCUCUUUCUCUUUCCAUCGCCAUGAAUUACAGGUUUCAUAACCUCCUCGGAGCUCCAUACAGAGGGGGAAACGCCGUCGUAGCCAACAACAGUCUCUUAAUUUCACCCGUCGGUAACCGGGUCUCCGUCACCGAUCUCGUCAAAUCCGAAACCGUAACUUUACCAUGCCAGUCCUCCUCAAACCUUUGUCGCAUCGCCGCCUCUCCCGACGGCGUUUUCCUCCUCGCAAUCGACGAAAACAACCGCUGCCUCUUCAUUAACCUCCGCCGCCGCACCGUCCUCCACCGCAUCACCUUCAAGCAUCCCGUUGCCACCGCCAAGUUUAGUCCCGACGGUAACUUCAUCGCUGUCGCCGCCGGGAAGCUCCUGCAAAUUUGGCGCUCUCCUGGCUUCAGAAAAGAGUUUUUUCCUUUUGAAUUGAUCCGUACUUUCGCUGAUUGCAACGAUAGGAUUACGUCACUGGAUUGGAGUCCAGACUCUGAUUACAUUCUCGCCGGAUCGAAGGACUUGACUGUGAGGCUCUUUUGCUUUAGUAAAUCGAAUAAGUUCAAUAAACCGCUUUUAUUUUUAGGGCACAGGGAUGCAAUUGUUGGUUGUUUCUUCGGAGUUGAUAAGAAAACAAAUAAGGUUUCCAGAGUUUACACUGUAUCGCGUGAUGGAGCCAUUUUUAGCUGGGGUUACAGUGAAACUGAUGAGAAAUUUGAUGAAAUGGAUUGUGAUGUUUCUGAACCAGAAUCCCCAGGUACACCAGAACAAAGGCAAGCACAGAAUGAGGAAGUAGAUUAUAAUUCUAAUGCCAAAAAAAGGAAGAAUUUCGAUGGGAAAGACAAAAAAUUGGAUGAGGAAAAAGGCCCUUGGUUGCAUAGGCUGAAAUGGGAGUUGUUAAAGAAGGAUUAUUUCAUGCAAACACCAGCAAAGUUAACUGCUUGUGAUUACCACAGAGGCCUUGAUAUGGUGGUAGUUGGUUUCUCCAAUGGUGUGUUUGGACUUUAUCAGAUGCCCGAUUUUGUGUGCAUCCAUCUGUUGUCCAUAUCGAGAGAGAAGAUCACAACGGCAGUUUUUAAUGAUCUUGGAAAUUGGUUGACAUUUGGAUGUGCAAAGCUUGGACAGUUACUUGUAUGGGAGUGGAAAUCAGAAAGCUACAUUUUGAAACAACAGGGGCAUUACUUUGAUGUAAAUUGCCUUGCCUAUUCACCGGAUUCACAACUCUUGGCUACAGGAGCUGAUGAUAAUAAGAUUAAGGUGUGGACUGUUUCAUCGGGUUUCUGUUUUGUCACAUUCUCUGAGCACAGCAAUGCAGUUACUGCUCUACAUUUCAUGCCAAACAAUCACUGUCUCUUAAGUGCAUCUCUUGAUGGGACUGUUCGUGCAUGGGAUUUGUUCCGAUAUCGAAAUUUCAGAACAUUUACGACCCCUACAUCCAAGCAGUUUGUUUCUUUAGCAUCAGAUCAGAGUGGUGAAGUUAUAUGUGCAGGAACCCUAGAUUCAUUUGAGAUAUAUGUAUGGUCAAUGAAGACUGGAAGAUUGUUGGAUGUUCUCAGUGGGCAUGAGGGCCCUGUACAUGGAUUGGUGUUUUCUCCAACAAAUGCUAUUUUGGCUUCCUCCUCUUGGGACAAAUCAGUUCGCUUGUGGGAUGUUUUUGAUGGAAAAGGAGCAGUAGAAACUUUCCCCCAUACACAUGAUGUCCUCACAGUUGUUUAUCGUCCAGAUGGAAAGCAAUUAGCAUCCAGCACAUUAGACGGGCAGAUCCAUUUUUGGGAUCCUAUUGAAGGUUUGUUGAUGUACACGAUUGAAGGCCGUAGAGACAUUGCAGGUGGGCGCUUAAUGACCGAUCGUAGAUCUGCAGCUAAUUCCACUUCGGGCAAGUGCUUCACAACCUUAAACUACUCUGCUGACGGAAGCUAUAUAUUGGCUGGUGGAAACAGUAAAUAUAUCUGUAUGUAUGACAUUGCUGAUCAGGUUUUGCUGCGAAGAUUUCAAAUUACACAUAAUCUCUCCUUAGAUGGGGUACUGGACUUCUUGAACUCAAAGAAUAUGACAGAAGCUGGUCCAUUGGAUUUAAUUGAUGAUGAUAAUAGUGAUACUGAGGAAGGUGUGGAUCGGCAAUCCAGGAAGAAAUUGGCUUAUGAUUUACCUGGAUCAAUGCCUAAUCAUGGAAGACCGAUUAUCCGUACAAAAUGCCUGAGGAUUGCCCCAACUGGCAGGAGUUGGGCAGCAGCGACCACAGAAGGAGUUUUAAUUUAUUCUAUGGAUGAGUCUUUCAUCUUUGACCCCACUGAUCUGGACAUAGAUGUUACCCCAGAUGCUGUCAAUCUUGCCCUCUCUGAAGGGCAAACAAAAAGGGCACUGAUCCUUAGUCUACGUCUAAACGAAGAUAGUUUAAUCAAGAAGUGCAUUGUUGCUGUCAGCCCAGCUGAUAUACCUGCUGCAGCUUCAUCAAUACCAUUCAAGUACUUGCAGAGAUUAGUCACGGCUUUCGCAGAUCUUCUGGAGAACUGUCCACAUUUAGAGUUCAUUCUUCGAUGGUGUCAGGAGCUCUGCAAGGCCCAUGGCCAGUCGAUCCAGCAAAAUUCAAGAAAUUUGCUUCCAGCCCUGAAAUCAUUGCAGAAAGCAAUUACCAGACUGCAUCAGGACUUGGCUGAUACUUGUUCUUCAAAUGAAUAUCUGCUCCGAUAUCUGUGCUCGGCAAGCAACAAUAGGUGACCAGUUUCUAUUUUGGGGUGUUCAUGGCAGUUUUGUUCAUGUUGAUUGCUCUAAUUUAAUGGUUCCAGAGUUUACAAUGUCAGUGAUGUAAUCCACACUUCGUAGUCCUUUAGGAUGAUGUAUAAACCAUAUUUGCUCAUUCAAGUUUUGAGAAAUCAGUUUUGUAUUCAUUAAGGAAAAGUUUUCAGUCAAUGUUCUCACUCAAGUUUUUUGAA